Musca vetustissima is the source of this 1074-nucleotide messenger RNA. RefSeq lists its product as uncharacterized. The transcript has 2 exons. Bases 1 to 1074 code for a protein of 357 amino acids. Gene Ontology annotation, biological process: SCF-dependent proteasomal ubiquitin-dependent protein catabolic process. Gene Ontology annotation, cellular component: SCF ubiquitin ligase complex. Lineage: Eukaryota; Metazoa; Arthropoda; Insecta; Diptera; Muscidae. The record is from RefSeq and is a predicted model, not a curated record.
AUGCGUCAUUGUGAUAUUAAAUAUUUACGCCUUCUCAACGAUCUGACAUUUAAUCGUACCGAAACUUUCAUUUGGAUGGGUGAAGGAGGUGCCCGUGGUUAUGUGUUGGAUAUUGGUGAUGAAGAAUUGUCCGAAUCGGGUGAUCGUGAACAACAAUUUCUAGAUGAAGAUCUCAAUCUAUUGACCAGAAUAUUUCCCAAACUGAAAGUACUCAAGUUACGAGGUUGUCAAAUAACUGGCAAAUAUUUGGCACAGUUAUCAUCCCUGAAACACCUCUCCUUGGAUGAUUGCCAGUGUCUGGAAUCGGAUAAUUUCCAAGAAGUAUUUCAAGAGCUGAAGUUACGUAAAUUCGACAUAAUGGAAGACUGUGAUGAAAUCAAUUGUUGCGAUCUAAUCGAAUUGAAAAAAUGUCCCACUUUCGAACACAUAAAAAUUGCCGAUUAUCAUUUGUGUUUCGAUACGGAUAUCAUUAAUGAUAUCUUGCGGAUGCCAAACCUAAAGAAACUUUCAAUUUAUUCCAAAAAUUUUGUUUUUGAUGUUUUGGAAAGGAUUUCGAGGACUAACCUCAAACAAAUCGAAGCUUUUAAAUUCAAUGGAGUAUUGCAUAAUUUCGAAAGAUUCUUUCGUGAAUUGAAUCAUAUGCGAUUUUUAAAGAAACUCUCAUUUUAUGAAUGUCGUGGCUAUGACAUUGAGGGGAUACGUGAUCAUAUGCUGCUGCAAAUGAGUAAACAAUUUGCCGAUUUGGAGGAGAUCCAUUUGUGUUCCUGUGAUUUGGAAAGUGAUCGUGGCGUGCUGAGUUUUGUACAGAAUUGUCGUAAAUUGAAAUUGAUCAAUUUAACCCAUUGCCGUAAGGGCAUUAGCGAAUCGGUGAUAUGGCGUUGCAUGGAAAUGAUAAAGAAACAAAAGUGGCGUACACACACUUUGGAAAUGUGGCUCAAGGAUACAUUUAUUGAUAAAUCGAUAUUGGAGGAUCCUCGUUACAUGUACAACAAUCGUUUUCUCAAAUUGGAUUUCAAACAAUCUGCACAAGACUCAAAUCCACCUGGAGUACUGAAAUUCACAUUUUCAACUUAG